GGAUUUCCAGUUUCCUGACGUUGCCUAAAAUAGCCCGGCUGCUCCCCGCCGCUAUGGCUAAUUCCUUAGGAACCGGUGGAUCCAGUUUGAUCCAUCCCUCUCUUUAUUUCCCUUCCACAAACUUGUUGAGUCCUCACCCCUCGGUGUUCCUACUGUAAAAGCAGCAGAAGAAGAAGAGACGCGAUGGUGUAAUGUUCAGCUCGUCGUUGUGCGACUUCCGAAGACAAUGUCGUUAGUCGGGAUCACGCAGGUGUAGGGCUCCACGGUGUCGCUUUUCUUUUUUUUUUCCCGUAUUUUUUUUUUUUAGGUGGAGAACUGGCCGGGACGCCUGUAGGGAACUGGAGAUGCGCUCCUCUUUACCUGCGCGUUUCUUAGUACGCUCCGAUGAAUGAUCGGAUCCUCCUGUCGUUGGAGUGUUAUUGAAACGAGCGACCAGCGGACCGAACGGUUCAUUGAGACUUGAUUUUCUGUUGCAUUCAGAAGGAAGGUGGAGACAUCUCGCCAGCCCUCCCUCGUCCUUCACUGAAAUCACUAACUCGUUUGGCACAGGGGAGACGUUCGAAGUACUCCCGAAGCACUGGAAAUGGAGGCUGCCCAUGGUUUUUGUGAUAGUAACGGCCAAUGCUCUCCCGGUAAGGAGAACUCAAGAAUGUUGGCGGAUGCGUCAACACCCAACGGACAGACAAUACCUCAGGUUCCUAAUUCCUGCAGUGAACUGAAAAUUAAAGAGGAGGAAGAGACCGCGGAGGAGACGGAGAAGAGAAGCCCAGCAGGCCCAACAGAAGAAGAGGAGGGAGGAGCACUGGAGGAAUCCAUGACUGACAGCCCGAGCGAUACACAGGAUGGAUUAUCGGAGCCCAACGUGACAUCGGAUUUAGGAAGUCAACAAACACACGGUGACAGGCCGUUCCAGUGCAACCAGUGUGGCGUCUCAUUCACCCAGAAGGGAAACCUGCUAAGACACAUCAAGCUGCAUACAGGUGAAAAACCCUUCAAAUGCCCGUUCUGCAGCUACGCCUGCCGGCGGCGCGAUGCCCUCAGCGGGCAUUUGCGCACUCAUGCUGUUGGCAAACCGCACAAGUGCAACUUCUGUGGGCGGAGCUACAAACAGCGCACUUCUCUGGAGGAGCAUAAAGAGCGCUGCCAUAGUUACCUGCAGGGUAUCGCCGUGGAUCUGAAUGCCAACACUGGCCGUUACGCAGGUGAGGUCCCUAAAGACCCGAGGCCUAUGGCGGAGCCCAGCACCAUGGCCACCUACGAUCGGCCACCUGUCAUUGAAAGACUGCACAGCAACGUGGGCAAGAGGAAAAGUACCACUCCUCAGAAAUUUGUGGGUGAAAAGAUGGUUCGCUACGGCUACCCCGAACAAUGCUUUGAGAUGGGCCUUAAGUAUGAGAAGCAGGCCGAAAUGAUGUCGGCCCACAUGAUGGACCAGGCCAUCAGCAAUGCCAUCACAUACCUGGGAUCGGACACUCUUCGGCCCAUGCUCCACCAUCCAGGCCCCCCUCUCUCUAUGGCUGAAAUGGUGCCCCGGGUGAACCCCCUCUUCCACCACGUCCUGCCGUCGGGCCAACGGACGGAUCACCCAGGAAACUGUGACGCGCUGAAACCGCAGCGCCUUCCGCCCCACAACUUCGCCAGCCACCCCGCCGCCAACGGCCCAACCGCUGCUUCGGCCGUGCCGGUCAUGCGCCACCACCCGGGGCAAGAAGAAUCCCCCAACAACAGCGGAGUUGACUCCGCUGACUCGGACCGCAGCAGCCCCCGCGAGCGUCGGGCGCACCGCGGGGGGAGCAACCCCGCCCCCGGCCUCAGGUCUCGGGCCAGCCCGGCGGUGAGCUAUUCAGGUGAGCGAGUGGCAGACGUGUCGCCCAGAAGUGGGGCGGCCGUGGGGGCUGGGAUGACGCGAGCGGUCGCAGAGAGGCCCCUGAGCCAGGACGGGGUGCGGGUGUUUGGACGAGAGGGCCAGGAGCUGCGGGCCUACCAGUGCGAGCACUGCCGGGUGCUCUUCCUGGACCACGUCAUGUACACCAUCCACAUGGGUUGCCACGGAUACAGAGAUCCACUGGAGUGCAACAUCUGCGGUCACCGCAGCAAAGACAGCUAUGAAUUCUCGUCUCACAUAGUCCGCGGGGAACACACCAUCAAGUAAACGGAUGGGUAGGGAUAUUAGGGAAAGACAAAAAAAAAAAAAAAACUCCUUAACCCCUCAGGCAUCUGAGACUGCACAGUUGAAGGGCACUAGAGAAAAGUGUAGCACAAUCAUAGCAUAUAAAAUAACUUUAAACCAAUUAUGUGAAUCCGAACAGGUGAACAAUUAUAUGAAGGUACGGGCCAAAGACACAAUUUCUACAUGUGUAAUUGAGAUUAAAUAAAGCAGAAGUUGUGUUUUAUUUAUUUUUCUUGCAAAAUGUUAUGAAUUUGUUUAACAGAGCAGCUGAACAUCUUGAGCUAGUUUUUCAUUUUAGUCUCCGGUUGUGCUUGUCCUGUCAUCGUGCUUUUGUUACAGAGUAAUGUUUAAGAAUAGUGCAUACAAAUGCAGCAAAACCAAAUGGAAUGUCAUACUGUACCGCGGGCACAGGUAAAGACUUCAGAUAAUGUCAAAGUUAAUUAAAUGAUAGAUUUUAUGAUUUCUGUCAUGGACGUUAUAACGGCAUUGCAUGGAACUGGCCCACGUACGGUUGCAUAUCACACAGGAUACAUUAAGUAUCUUUUUCUUUCUGUUGUAUUAUUUUGCCAUGGCCCCUUAUUGUUGUAUUAGCUUUGAAAAAUGUUGUCAUGGUCAAGUAGUACUGUGUGUUGCAAGAAACUCAAAUGUCCAAUCGGUCUCUGAUUGUAUCUCCCUGCAGCUCAAGAGUUCCAUUAUCUUCACAAUUCAGUGUGCUUUAGUUUGGCUUUGUAUAUUGGCAUAGUUUUAAAAUGAUUACCAUGGAUUUUGAGGAAAAUGCAAAUUACUUUAGACUUUACAAUGGGCCCCAAAAAAUGGAUGAACAACAAAAACAUUUAGGGGAGACGUGUUCUCAUUCAUCUUCUGUAAAUAUAUUUUAAGAGAUCUUUGAAGCUAUGAAUCAAUGAAGAGAAGGUUAAUACAGGUGUUUUGGAUGUGUCAGUAAUCAAAAAUACAAAAAAAGAUCUACAUAUGCAUACCCCAAAUUACGCAUGGUGGCAUAAAUUAAUCUUCCAAUCUAAAACUAACAAAUGUAAAAUGUUACAGAAUCCAUUUAAAACAAUGUUCCUAUUAAUGCCUAAUUUGUGACGCAGAUGGAGUUUAAAACAAAAUUUGACAACAUUCAUACGCUAAUAUUAACACUAAAAAAGGUUACAUAGCCUGCUGAUAAUAUGAAGUUAUCUCUUUGUAAAAUGUUGUCUUGGCUCGACUCGAGUAGUAGACUCUUUAUCCUUGACAGCAAUGCUAGAGGAGCUAGCUAACUAGCCUCCAAACCUCCCACAAAAUGCUAUCUAGGUUUAUCAGUUGCUUAUUGUUACCUUACACCCCCCAUGGUUUUUAUUUAUUUGGGGCUGGUAGAGCACUUCCACACCGCUACUACCACAGAGAGAAGACCACACACUUCCUGUGUCUAAAUUGUAUGUAUUUAAAUAUGUCAACUAUUUUAAAUGGCCACAAAUGUAAUCAAACCCGCAUGAAGAUUUUACCAUUUUCAAACAUAUAAGGGGGGGAGGGACCACUAACACUCAUGUAUAUGCACUGGAAGCAUUUCCAAUUAAUUCCUUUGAUUAAAAUAAUCAAAUAUACACAUACAACGAUUUAAAAAUAUUCAUGACAAUCUCAUGAAACUUCUUUCUUUGUUUAUAUUUAGGCUUCAGAUUUAGAAUCCGCCUUGGGGCAGUUUGCACUUGCAAUGUCUAAUUGUAAGUGGAUUGAAAGGUGUAUUAAUUAUGAAGCUAAACGAAGGAGAACAUGAAGGAUACACUCCAGCGAGUUUCACGCAAAUGACGGCCAUUUAUGUUUCCCUGACUGCUUAUAUACAACAUGAUUAGUUUCUUGCAGUUUAAGAACAUGGUUAGAUUCCUAGUUUUAGAGGACUCAUUCAUUGACGGAGGGGUAGCAGCGGUUUUCAUCUAAUGACUCAAAAUGAUGCUUCAUGGCAACGGAUACCAAAGAGAUGAAGGAGGUUAAAAAUACUUUUAUUACUUAUGUUAAAGAUCUUUUUGAUUUCAUCCAAUUUGUGCUAUUGGAUGGUUGUGUGUAUGUAUAUAUAAUUAUUAUGCUUUUUGGGGCAGUUAGGUUCAUAUAGGAUGUGCAUUGCUAGAUGGUUAUAGGUUCUUAUUCAAUGAAAGCUUUCAUCCUGUAUGUGUGUCAUGACAAAGACAGCGCAACAUCUACAGGCUUUGCCCAUUGCACCAUUGACAUUUGACCUCCUAUUACAUUUUAACGCCUAAAACGUACUAUUUAACAUACUAGAAAAGGGAAAAAAAGAGAAAUUCCCGAUGUGCAUGGGAAUUUGUUAUGCAGAUUUCUUUCUCAAGUCUUUUUAGCGUCAUAUGUAACCUUUUUGAAGUGAGCUUUGAGGAAAAGGGAGUGUGGUUAACAUACAGCAUUUAGUUUGAAGGCACCUCCCAAAACUGUAGCAUUCCACUGUAAGCCUUCUGUGACAUAGAAAAGCACGCGUAGGAACAAUGUAAAGGGCGAUGCAGAGAUUAGAAACUAUCCAGCUCCAAAUCCCUUGUUCAUCUACAGUGUGUCGAAGGACAACGCGCUUCGAUCGGUGCAGCCGGCUGCAGCUCUUGCGUAGUUACAGUACUGUCUCGCCCUGUGAAAGGUCACAGAUAAGACUUUCCACAGUUGGCCUGGCUCUUCAUGUCCAUGUCCUGACUUUAAAAAAAAAAACAAUGUUGUUUUUGUGCUCUUUUACAUUUUAUGUUUGGAUGGAAAUGGCAGCGACCGUCUACAGAGCGCGUGUUGAGCUUUUAUCUGAGAAUACUCUCGUAGACGCUCAUGGCAAAGUGUGUCCCUGCUGUCUGCUGCACAUUCUCAUUCUGUAACUAUACUCCCAUGACGCCUGAAAGGACAAGUGUCUCACUAGCAUUAGAAACAGCUGAUUAUUCUGAAAGGUUAAUCUCAGUGACGUUUGAUAUCGACUUGUGAUCAAAAGGCAGCUUUUUCUCCGUUUACACGCCGCUUCUAUUAUGCACAACUGUUGCUCAGCUGGAACAAGAUCCUCUACUGUCUGUAAAGUAUUGGGCCUGGAAAUUGUUCACACCUCACAGCUCUUACGAUCACUCUCCAUAUACGUAUUCCUUGGAUAGAACUAUAACAUUCCUGUAUGAUUUGAAGCCUUAAAUGUCCCUCUCAAGCAGCAUAUCCUUUUUGAAAAUCCCAUGAUCAAAUAGAUAAUAGAUGUUAACCUGAUUUACUUCCUUAAUCCUUUUCAGAAGAAUAAAAACAAACCAACUAGAACUAAUUACACGUGGUACUGGAUAUAAUCGAUAACAGGAUGUUAUCUUUUCUCCAGACUAUAUUUGGUAAGACAUUGAGGCACAGAAGUAUAUAUUUCUUGUUUUCGUAGUAAUGUAACAAGGACAGCCUUACGUAAUAUUUAAAUGAAGCAGCCAUAUGAACUUUAAAAGUAAGAAUAGUGGUCUUCUGUCAGCCCGCCUUGUGAGUGAGGAGUUUACUUGAAAAUCAGAAUCAUUGCUCUUGUUUGGAUCCGGGUUGUUUUUGUAAAUUUUGAAAAUGUGUGUGUGCAAAGUGUCUAUUUUUCUGCUGAACUGUCAAUGCAAAUAGUAUUGUGAUCUUUUUGUGUGUGUGUGUUUUUUAAGUUUAAAAAUGUUUACAAACAUGUAAAGAAAGGGUUCAGGUGAAUUGUGUUUUAUAAGAAAUAAUAUAUGAAAGGAGUAUAUUUCGGCACUGAUUACUGAAUUUAUCCAGAAACAUGUGCCGAUUAAUUGUCUCUGGUAUGGAUAACACAUAUUUGAUAAGAGGGCUCUCAGGUAUUUGCAUAGGUUGUGUAUUUUUAUGUCCUAAAAUAUGUGAUUUUAUUUAUCAAAAGAUGCGCAGUAAUUUGAAAUUGUUGGUCAACCCUCAUGACUUAAAUCAGAAGUUCGAUGAUUCAACAUCAAUGACGUAACAUGAAGACACAUUGCUGUGAAGAAUGUAUAUUUUUAAGGCAUGGGUUUCUCUCUAUUAAAAGAUGUGGUUUUACUG
Pungitius pungitius (ninespine stickleback) is the source of this 6166-nucleotide messenger RNA. It is a transcript of the gene ikzf2, whose product is annotated as IKAROS family zinc finger 2. The coding region runs from base 584 to 2152 and encodes 522 amino acids. The record is from RefSeq and is a predicted model, not a curated record. Gene Ontology annotation, molecular function: RNA polymerase II cis-regulatory region sequence-specific DNA binding; DNA-binding transcription factor activity. NCBI's taxonomy places the organism in Eukaryota, Metazoa, Chordata, Actinopteri, Perciformes, Gasterosteidae. Gene Ontology annotation, biological process: regulation of transcription by RNA polymerase II. The transcript has 8 exons.